AUGAUUCUCACCACACUUCUACUCUCAUUUGGAAUCGUCCUGUACCCUCAGGUCGUUCUGGGGUUGCCUGCAGGUGAUACAAUGGACUACACCUUCACUGACUUGAGAGCAAGAAGCGAUGGACACUGUUCUCCACACAAUGUGUACACGAAGGCUGGCGAAUGGCACUACGACUGUCCUCGUAAAAACACAGUAAAUGAAAAUGGAGACUGUGUUAAUGCCAUACCAGACCGACCAGAUGGCGAUAAGAAGCCUUGCAGCGCUUAUUGCGAGGUCAGAACAUCUUUUGCUUAUGGUCAAGAGCAGCCAUUCCAUAUCGCAUGUCAGGAUUGCACUCUUCACCAGGGUGAACAGCUUCAAAAAACGCCAAGUUGGGCCUUUGAGAUAGGUGGAGGUGGAUCAUUGCCAAUCAAAGAGCUGGAAGCCACUUUUAACUUCGGGGCAACCUACAGCUUCUCUUCCUCUAUAACAUAUACCACCGAGACGGAGUAUACACCACCAGAGAAUUACACCGGAUGCGGUCAAUGGACCUAUGUGCCGUUCACUUUCGAGUCGUGUGGAACCCUGACUACAGCCCAGCAGAAAACUACUGGGGACCCGUUUUGCAACCAGGCAAAUUGCGCCUCACAAAACAAAAUCUGUGAAAAGGACAAACUUACAACAUCUGAGAAUUUUUGUCAAUCCACGCCCAUUACAGUGGAUGGCAAGUCAAUUGGUAAAGUGAUUUAUGUCAAGACAGACUGUGACAGUGGACAAGCCUUGCAGGACGGGCAAGACGAGGCCUAUUACUUUCCAGGGGUUUCGACUGAUGAGAAGUUCAAGUCCGUCUGGCCAGCACCUCCAACCACUGAACAUCAUAGCCAGUAG
Neoarthrinium moseri is the source of this 867-nucleotide messenger RNA. RefSeq lists its product as uncharacterized. NCBI's taxonomy places the organism in Eukaryota, Fungi, Ascomycota, Sordariomycetes, Amphisphaeriales, Apiosporaceae. Bases 1 to 867 code for a protein of 288 amino acids. The transcript has 3 exons. The record is from RefSeq and is a predicted model, not a curated record.